AUUUUUUGAUAAUUGGCCUCGACCCUCCUCACCUACUCCUUCCUUAGCCAAAUCUACUGAGAAAAGACUUGGAGGGGGACUCUCCCUCCACCCCUCCGUGGGCAAACUCCUGACGGACUGUAAGACCUUGGCCGCCCUCUCGCCUGGCCUGGGUCCCUCGAAUGAAUGUACAUCCGCCAACUGCGCGCCCCCUCUCACCGCAGCCCCGCGCGGGGCCCCAGGAUCGCAGGACCGCGGCGGCCGCAGGGAGCCACCAUGUUCAGCCAGCAGCAGCAGCAGCAGCUCCAGCAACAGCAGCAGCAGCUCCAGCAGUUACAGCAGCAGCAGCUCCAGCAGCAGCAAUUGCAGCAGCAGCAGUUACUGCAGCUCCAGCAGCUGCUCCAGCAGUCCCCACCACAGGCCCCGUUGCCCAUGGCUGUCAGCCGGGGGCUCCCCCCGCAGCAGCCACAGCAGCCGCUUCUGAAUCUCCAGGGCACCAACUCAGCCUCCCUCCUCAACGGCUCCAUGCUGCAGAGAGCUUUGCUUUUACAGCAGUUGCAAGGACUGGACCAGUUUGCAAUGCCACCAGCCACGUAUGACACUGCCGGUCUCACCAUGCCCACAGCAACACUGGGUAACCUCCGAGGCUAUGGCAUGGCAUCCCCAGGCCUCGCAGCCCCCAGCCUCACACCCCCACAACUGGCCACUCCAAAUUUGCAACAGUUCUUUCCCCAGGCCACUCGCCAGUCCUUGCUGGGACCUCCUCCUGUUGGGGUCCCCAUGAACCCUUCCCAGUUCAACCUUUCAGGACGGAACCCCCAGAAACAGGCCCGGACCUCCUCCUCUACCACCCCCAAUCGAAAGGAUUCUUCUUCUCAGACAAUGCCUGUGGAAGACAAGUCAGACCCCCCAGAGGGGUCUGAGGAAGCCGCAGAGCCCCGGAUGGACACACCAGAAGACCAAGAUUUACCGCCCUGCCCAGAGGACAUCGCCAAGGAAAAACGCACUCCAGCACCUGAGCCUGAGCCUUGUGAGGCGUCCGAGCUGCCAGCAAAGAGAUUGAGGAGCUCAGAAGAGCCCACAGAGAAGGAACCUCCAGGGCAGUUACAGGUGAAGGCCCAGCCGCAGGCCCGGAUGACAGUACCGAAACAGACACAGACACCAGACCUGCUGCCUGAGGCCCUGGAAGCCCAAGUGCUGCCACGAUUCCAGCCACGGGUCCUGCAGGUCCAGGCCCAGGUGCAGUCACAGACUCAGCCGCGGAUACCAUCCACAGACACCCAGGUGCAGCCAAAGCUGCAGAAGCAGGCGCAAACACAGACCUCUCCAGAGCACUUAGUGCUGCAACAGAAGCAGGUGCAGCCACAGCUGCAGCAGGAGGCAGAGCCACAGAAGCAGGUGCAGCCACAGGUACAGCCACAGGCACAUUCACAGGGCCCAAGGCAGGUGCAGCUGCAGCAGGAGGCAGAGCCGCUGAAGCAGGUGCAGCCACAGGUGCAGCCCCAGGCACAUUCACAGCCCCCAAGGCAGGUGCAGCUGCAGCUGCAGAAGCAGGUCCAGACACAGACAUAUCCACAGGUCCACACACAGGCACAGCCAAGCGUCCAGCCACAGGAGCAUCCUCCAGCGCAGGUGUCAGUACAGCCACCAGAGCAGACCCAUGAGCAGCCUCACACCCAGCCGCAGGUGUCGUUGCUGGCUCCAGAGCAAACACCAGUUGUGGUUCAUGUCUGCGGGCUGGAGAUGCCACCUGAUGCAGUAGAAGCUGGUGGAGGCAUGGAAAAGACCUUGCCAGAGCCUGUGGGCACCCAAGUCAGCAUGGAAGAGAUUCAGAAUGAGUCGGCCUGUGGCCUAGAUGUGGGAGAAUGUGAAAACAGAGCGAGAGAGAUGCCAGGGGUAUGGGGCGCCGGGGGCUCCCUGAAGGUCACCAUUCUGCAGAGCAGUGACAGCCGGGCCUUUAGCACUGUACCCCUGACACCUGUCCCCCGCCCCAGUGACUCCGUCUCCUCCACCCCUGCGGCUACCAGCACUCCCUCUAAGCAGGCCCUCCAGUUCUUCUGCUACAUCUGCAAGGCCAGCUGCUCCAGCCAGCAGGAGUUCCAGGACCACAUGUCGGAGCCUCAGCACCAGCAGCGGCUAGGGGAGAUCCAGCACAUGAGCCAAGCCUGCCUCCUGUCCCUGCUGCCCGUGCCCCGGGACGUCCUGGAGACAGAGGAUGAGGAGCCUCCACCAAGGCGCUGGUGCAACACCUGCCAGCUCUACUACAUGGGGGACCUGAUCCAACACCGCAGGACACAGGACCACAAGCCACCCACACCACGAAGAGAUGUGUUUGCCCACGUUCCAGUGCAGGGGUGGAGCACAGCCCGGCUUGUUACAGAUAUGAUUGCCAAACAAUCCUUGCGACCCUUCUGCACCGUUUGCAACCGCUACUUCAAAACCCCUCGCAAGUUUGUGGAGCACGUGAAGUCCCAGGGGCAUAAGGACAAAGCCAAGGAGCUGAAGUCGCUUGAGAAAGAAAUUGCUGGCCAAGAUGAGGACCACUUCAUUACAGUGGACGCUGUGGGUUGCUUCGAGGGUGAUGAAGAAGAGGAAGAGGAUGAUGAGGAUGAAGAAGAGAUCGAGGUUGAGGAGGAACUCUGCAAGCAGGUGAGGUCCAGAGAUAUAUCCAGAGAGGAGUGGAAGGGCUCGGAGACCUACAGCCCCAAUACUGCAUAUGGUGUGGACUUCCUGGUGCCCGUGAUGGGCUAUAUCUGCCGCAUCUGCCACAAGUUCUAUCACAGCAACUCAGGGGCACAGCUCUCCCACUGCAAGUCCCUGGGCCACUUUGAGAACCUGCAGAAAUACAAGGCGGCCAAGAACCCCAGCCCCACCACCCGACCUGUGAGCCGCCGGUGCGCAAUCAACGCCCGGAACGCUUUGACAGCCCUGUUCACCUCCAGCGGCCGCCCACCCUCCCAGCCCAACACCCAGGACAAAACACCCAGCAAGGUGACGGCUCGACCCUCCCAGCCCCCACUACCUCGGCGCUCAACCCGCCUCAAAACCUGAUAGAGGGACCUCCCUGUCCCUGGCCUGCCUGGGUCCAGAUCUGCUAAUGCUUUUUAGGAGUCUGCCUGGAAACUUUGACAUGGUUCAUGUUUUUACUCAAAAUCCAAUAAAACAAGGUAGUUUGGCUGUGCA
Homo sapiens (human) is the source of this 3162-nucleotide messenger RNA. It is a transcript of the gene CIZ1, whose product is annotated as CDKN1A interacting zinc finger protein 1. Gene Ontology annotation, cellular component: nucleus. The transcript is spliced from 18 exons. The coding region runs from base 166 to 3030 and encodes 954 amino acids. Gene Ontology annotation, molecular function: zinc ion binding; nucleic acid binding. The record is from RefSeq and is marked reviewed. Lineage: Eukaryota; Metazoa; Chordata; Mammalia; Primates; Hominidae.